AUGGAAAACGGUUGCUUCCAGCGUCUGGGAGCCUGAGAGCUUUGGGAACAACUGGGCGCACGGGAGGAUGCCCGUGGCACAGGAGUGCGGGGAGUAGACGUUAACUCCGCCGGCCCUCGCGCACGUCUCCGAAGCUCACCCUGACUUGCAAAGGAUCAGGGUAGGGGCUUGGGGUCCAAAGGCAGGGCAGCUCCAAGCACCGAGCUCCCCCUUCCCUGGGGCCCCACCUGCCCAUCCGCCUGUUACUCUACAGUCUCCGAGGAUGGGUUAAUGGGCGUGUCUGUGCCUCCCCUUGUGAGCCUGGCCUCCAAACCGAGUUCGUUCCCACCCCACCAACUGCUCCCAAGGAGAGGGUUUGGGGAGGGUAGUUAGAGGAGUGUUGAUGGGCUUGGGUUCCCAGCGUCUGGUCCUGGGUUUGAGAGCGGGGACCCAUAUCAGAUGGACACACUGGCCCGCCUGCGGACUCUACAGGCCCAAGGCGACAGUGAGACCCUGGGCAUCCGACGGGUCCUAGUGUCCCUCUUUUGAAACGCUUUGUGUAAAAGACCCGAAGAGUUGCAUCAGGACCCAGGACCUAGAUCUCCGGAAAAGCCUGGGAGUGCAACGGCUAUCACCUGUUUCGUCAUUCAGGCGGGGCCACAGGAAAUCUGACCUGACGGCUGUGCUCGGAGACAGAUAGAUCACAUUGGAAUAUUUGGAGAAAGUACCAUGGAAGUUAUGCGCCCACAGCUCAUAAGAAUUGGUGGACGAAUUUACAGGAAGAAUCCCAUCCAAGAACAGACUUACCAACAUGAAGAAGAAGAUGAAGACUUCUAUCAAGGCUUCAUGGAGUGUAAAGAAGAGCCCUGUGAUGCCUACGAGGUGGUGCAGACCCAGCAAGGUUUCCGGUGUACUGUGAAGGCCCCCAGCUUGCUCUACAAGCACAUAGUUGGGAAGAGAGGGGAUACUAGGAAGAAACUAGAAGUGGAGACCAAAACUUCUAUUAGCAUUCCUAAGCCUGGACAAGAAGGAGAAAUUGUAAUCACUGGCCAGCAUCGAAGUGGUGUAAUUUCGGCCCGAACUAGGAUUGAUGUUCUUCUGCUCACUUUUAGAAGAAAGCAGCCCUUUACUCACUUCCUUGCCUUUUUCCUCAAUGAAGCUGAGGUUCAAGAGCGAUUCCUGAAGUUCCAGGAGGAAGUACUGGAGAAGUGCUCCAUGGACCAUGGGGUUGAUAGCACCAUUUUCCAGAAUCCCAAAAAACUUCACCUAACUAUUGGGAUGUUGGUGCUUUUGAGUGAGCAAGAGAUCCAGCAGACAUGUGAGAUGCUACAACAGUGUAAAGAGGAAUUCAUUGAUGACAUUUCUGGGGGCAAACCCCUGGAAGUCGAGAUGGCAGGGAUAGAGUACAUGAAUGAUGAUCCUGGCAUGGUGGAUGUUCUUUAUGCCAAAGUCCAUAUGAAAGAUGGCUCCAACAGGCUGCAGGAAUUAGUUGACCGAGUGCUGGAACGUUUUCAGGCAUCUGGACUAAUAGUGAAAGAGUGGAAUAGUGUGAAACUCCAUGCUACAGUCAUGAAUACUCUAUUCAGAAAAGACCCCAAUGCUGAAGGCAGGUACAAUCUCUACACAGCGGAUGGCAAAUACAUAUUCAAGGAAAGAGAAUCAUUUGAUGGCCGAAACAUUUUAAAGCUAUUUGAGAACUUCUACUUUGGUACCCUACAGCUCAAUUCAAUUCACAUCUCUCAGAGGUUCACAGUAGACAGCUUUGGAAACUACGCCUCUUGUGGACAAAUUGAUUUCUCCUGAUUUGGAUCUUGGGAAGCACUAGAAAUUGAAUAUCCUUACAAGGUUCUGAGGAAGUGUACUUUCUUUUUAAUUACCAAAGAGGGAUUUGGCUAUUUGGGUGGUAACUUUCCUGGGUGGUUCCCCAUGGACACUGUGAUCUCUGAUGGUUGUCCACAGUCAUCAUACUGUCAGCCAUGAUGGUUGUGGGCACAAGGAGAACUUGUGCCUAUAACCCUUGGCUUGUUCAGCUUUCACAGAAUCUGCCUUUCUUUCUGAAGCUCUUCUCUAGAAAUAUGAAGCCCAUUGGAGCUCAGAUAUGCAUCAUUUCUUAGACACCUACUGAUUUUGCCCCAGCCAUUAAACUCUUGUAUUACCAAUACUUUAAAAGAAUUAGACAUUUGGUUUUAUUAAUAUCUCCACCUAAAUCAAAUAUCUACAAUUUCAGAUGAUUUAAUUUUUCCUUUCCCCUAACUUUUAAUCACUACCCAGAAUUUCUUUUUUACUGUGGUAAAAAACACAUAACAUAAAAUUUGCCAGCUUAACCAUUUUUAAGUGUACAGUUCAGUAAUAUUAAAUAUAUUCAUAUUGUUUUGAAAUUUCUCCAGAACUUUCUCAUCUUGCAAAUCUGAAACUCUACACCCAUUAAUCAACUCCCCAUUUCCUCCUCCCCCAAACCUCUGGAAACCACUAGUCUUCUUUCUGUUUCUAUGAAUUUGACUACUUUAGAUUCCUCACAUAAGUGGAAUCAUAUAGUAUUUGUCUUUUUGUAUCUAGCAUAAUGUCUUUAAGGUUCAUCCAUGUUGAAGCAGGUGAUAGGAUUUCCUUCCUUUUUAAGGCUGAAUGAUAUUCCCUUGUAGUUAUACACCACAUUUUGUUAAUCCAUUCAUCAAUCAAUGGGCACUUGAGUUCCUUGACCUCAGGGUUAUUGUGAAUAGUGCUUGAUUAGCAUGGGAUGACUCUGCUUUCAAUUCCUUUACUACUCAGAAUUUUAUCUUUAGCAAAAUAACUGUUAAUGUUUUUACCUUUUACUUUGAUCUGUCCCUUUUUUUUCAUAAGUUGUUACCUAUUUAUAUUUGUUAAAUCCCUGUUGCUUCACCUUCCCCAGCCUUUGCUUCCCCAGCCUCACUUUCCCCAGCCUCACUCUCCCGUGCCACUGAUGGAGUUGCAGUAGUAGUGUAGCUCUUUUAUGUUUACCUCUCAGGGCAGCAGCAGUAGAAACAUGAUGUUAUCAGACUGUACACAGUUCCCUGGGGAAAUGUCAGCUGCAGAAAGUACUCCUUCCUUGCCACAGAUCGGCAGGAAGAGGGAGCUCCCAGCACAGAUUUGCCCCCCUCCCCAGUCAGUCCUGCCACGUGCUCUACUGGUCGCUGUUACCUUUCAUCUCCCCCUCUUCACAUCCUUUCUCCCUCUGUAGCUGCUUUCCUUUUCUUUCUUUCAGUCCUCAUUCUAACCUUGAUUUCUUACUUUCCAUGACAAGUCUGGUUCUGAACCCUGUAUGUUAAGGUCACUAUAUAGUGAGGGCCGAGUAUAACACUCAAGUUUAUUUAUAACUGUGAACUGUGCAGAUCAUUUGUGAAUAAAUGAACUUCCAAAGUACCUGUAUUUUUUUGGGGGGUAUCAUUAAUCUACAAUUACAUGAGGAACAUUAUGUUUACUAGACGCCGCCCUUCACCAAGUCCCACCUACAAACCCCAUUACAGUCACUGUCCAUCAGCAUAGUAAGAUGCUGUAGAGUCACUACUUGUCUUAUUUAUGUUGCACAGCCCUCCCCGUGCCCCCCCGCCACAUUAUACAUGCUAAUCGUAAUGCCCCCUUUCUUCCCCCCACUUAUCCCUCCCUUCCCACCCAUCCCCCUCAGUCCCUUUCCCUUUGGUAACUGUUAGUCCAUUCUUGGGUUCUGUUAUUCUGCUGCUGUUUUGUUCCUUCAGUUUUUUCUUUGUUCUUAUACUCCACAUAUGAGUGAAAUCAUUUGGUACUUGUCUUUCUCCACCUGGCCUAUUUACUGGACAUAAUACUCUCUAGCUCCAUCCAUGUUGUUGCAGGUGGUAGGAUUUGUUUUCUUCUUAUGGCUGAAUAAAAUUCCAUUGUCUAUAUGUACCACAUCUUCUUUAUCCAUUCAUCUACUGAUGGACACUUAGGUUGCUUCCAUUUCUUGGCUAUUGUAAAUAGUGCUGCGAUAAACAUAGGGGUGCAUCUGUCUUUUUCAAACUGGGCUGCUGCAUUCUUAGUGUAAAUUCCUAGAAGUGGAAUUCCUGGGUCAAAUGGUAUUUCUCUUUUUGAGCUUUUUGAGGAACCUCCAUACUGCUUUCCACAAUGGUUGAACUAAUUUACAUUCCCACCAGCAGUAUAGGAGGGUUCCCCUUUCUCCACAACCUCACCAACAUUUGUUGUUGUUUGUCUUUUGGAUGGUAGCCAUCCUUACUGGUAUGAGGUGAUAUCUCAUUGUGGUUUUAAUUUGCAUUUCUCUGAUGACUAGCGAUGUGGAGCAUCUUUUCAUGUGUCUGUCGGCCAUCUGAAUUUCUUCUUUGGAGAACUGUCUGUUCAGCUCCUCUACCCAUUUUUAAUUGGAUUAUUUGCUUUUUGUUUGUUGAGGUAUGUGAGCUCUUUAUAUAUUUUGGAUGUCAACCCUUUAUCGGAUCUGUCAUUUAUGAGUAUAUUCUCCCAUACUGUAGGGUGCCUUUUUGUUGUCUUGGUGGUGUCCUUUGCUCAGCUUGAUAUAGUCCCACUUGUUUGUUUUUGCUUUUGUUUCCCUUGCCCAGGGAGAUAUGUUCAUGAAGAAGUGGCUCAUGUUUAUGUCAAAGAGAAUUUUGCCUAUGUUUUUUUCUAAGAGUUUUAUGGUUUCAUGACUUACAUUCAGGUCUUUGAUCCAUUUCAAAUUUACCUUUGUGUAUGGGGUUAGACAAUGAUCCAGUUUCAUUCUCUUACAUGUAGCUGUCCAGUUUUGCCAACACCAGCUGUUGAAGAGGCUGUCAUUUCCGCAUUGUAUGUCCAUGACUCCUUUAUCGAAUAUUAAUUGACCAUAUAUGUUUGGGUUAAUGUCUGGAGUCUCUAUUCUAUUCCACUGGUCUGUGGGUCUAUUCUUGUGCCAGUACCAAAUUGUUUUGAUUACUGUGGCUUUGUAGUAGAGCUUGAAGUUGGGGAGCGAGAUCCCCCCCACUUUAUUCUUCCUUCUCAGGAUUGCUUUGGCUAUUCAGGGUUUUUGGUGUUCCCAUAUGAAUUUUUGAACUAUUUGUUCCAGUUCAUUGAAGAAUGCUGUUGGUAAUUUGAUAGGGAUUGCAUCAAAUCUGUACAUUGCUUUGGGCAGGAUGGCCAUUUUGAUGAUAUUAAUUCUUCCUAGCCAAGAGCAUGGGAUGAGAUUCCAUUUGUUAGUGUCCUCUUUAAUUUCUCUUAAGAGGGUCUUGUAGUUUUCAGGGUAUAGGUCUUUCACCAAAGUACCUGUAUUUUUCUUUUAGGAUUAUCAUGCCAUUUUAGUUUGACCCCCUUAGUCAGUGUGUGUGUUGGGAUACAAUGUUGCCAUCACUUAUUCAUUGGCACAGAUAUAUCAUUCAUCCAGGACUUACAUAUUGUUGACUGCAGGGUUAUUUAUUUUCUUUUUACUUUGAAAUUGUUUUAUUUUAAAAUUUAAAGACUUAUGCAUCCUUUUAAAAUAUGAACAUUUAAGAUUUAUUAGGUAAGUUUAUCAUACAAAUCUCUUUACAGCAGUAAUUAGAGAAGUGGUCAGAUUUUCCAGCGUAAAAUGUCAUGGAAUUUAAAUCACAACUUGGAUCUUCAAUGAUUCAAAUGUUUUAUUCCACACAAUAAGGUCUGGUUACUUUUAAGAUGAUACUUUGUCUGAGAUACUCUGUCUCAACCAAGUCCUUCAUUAUGACCAUCAUCUCACACAAUAGGAUAGCUGGCCCAGGAGGCAAUUCCACAGUGGUUGUUCUGGUCCCUGGCCAUCUUUUUGUAGCCAUUCAUGCCCCAGCCUGGACCCCAGAUGUUCUUGACAAUCCAAUAUUUAUUAUCAUCUGAUUAUGCUCCUCCAAAGCCAUUGCCAACCACCAGAACUCAUGAUCCAGGUCUUUGCUGCUGCACUUUAGAUAAUAAUAAAUGCCUUCUUUGUAGAACUGGAAUGUGUCCUGGUUUGCAUCUAUAGCAACAGAAAUGGGCCCCAUGUUUGCCACUGUGACCCCAAGAUCCUUCUCCUGUGCAGGGAUUUUAUGGUAUCCAGUCACAUUGGCAGCAGAAUAUUCAGGUUUGUAUUUGCAGGUUUCAUCCUUUCCAUGAUAUGGAUAGGAUUGCUCCGAGUCCAGGCCUCCGUUGUCAAGAACAUACUGGAAGGCGUUACUUGCUAGGCUACCUCCACAGCUACCUUGAAGUCCAGAGCAGUCCACCAGGUUCUGCUCACUCAGUGAAACAAGUUUGCCAGUUUUCCAGAACAUCUGUCCUUCAAGGGCACCAGUUGCACUAAAUGCCCAGCAAGAACGACACCAAUCCUGGUUCUUCCCAGGAGUUACAUAGCCUUUCUCUCUCCAGUCCACGGAUGGGGGAAUCUCUGCAAGUGGAUGUUCUUGGAACACCUUCUUCUUCCUGUACUUCUGCUUUUGAAAGCCAUUCAUCACCUGCCUGAAUUCUUCAUUGGUCAUAUCACCAAAGGCAUUCAUUGCUAUUGUAAAGCUGUGUUUCCCUAGGUUGUAUUCUUGAUUGUGCUUGUCAAUCAUUUUCAUAUUCUUCGCCCACACUGCCCUCCUCCCUACUUCUUCAUCUUUGCCAGAUAGUUUCCCGUGUGUUGCCAUCCACUGGGACCACAGUGCAUUCAAACCAACAUCAACAUGAGGCGAAGCUGAGGCUAUUCCCAAGCACAGAAUAGUCAGCAGGAGUGAAGGAUGCAUGUUUCAAAAACCCGAUUCACGUGCUGGGUGGCUGUUCAUGGAGAUGCUUACAGCAAGUCCCCCAGUGGGUUUUCGGUGUCAUGCCAUGUACUGUAGUUCCCGAGCUUUUGGUUACCUUGGGGAGGGCUGAGACCGACCUGAUUUAAUCUAGUUGUUCCUUUUCAUCCUCAGCAAAGGUGGGGUGGGGGAGGAAUUCAGAGCCCUUGACAGAGGUGCUCUCACAGUUUCAGGAUGGGGUGCGGUGGUUGUGGAGGAAUGUGGGGUGGGGCCAGGGUUAGUUUUUCCCCAAAAACUUUCUAUUAGUAAUACUCAUUUUUUAUUUAAGUUGGGAUUUUACCUCACUUACCUCUGAGUGCUAGAUGGUGCAUGGAAACGAGUCCCAGGAAUAGUUCUGAAUGGCAAAAUCAACUGUAGCACCCAGUGACCUCGUCUCAUUGUGGUGCUGCUGCUUUCUCACUGGUUUCUUUCUUUGACAGCUGCCCCUGGGACAUAAAGAUGUCUUCUUUUGGAUGUCAGAGGUUUAUGACUUAAGUUUUUAGUGAAUUUCUAAAAAAGUUUUACCUUUGGAAAUGUAACUUUAUAUAUUAAAUACUAAGUUCUUAAUAGAAUUGGAAAUUCUGUUAUUUAGAAUUUAGAGGUAACUGUAUAUUUAUGGACAUAUUAUGUUGUUAUUUUUCACAAGCAAUUUGCCCUUUUCACUCUCAUUCUCUUAGGAUGAUGCAGUGAAUUUUUCCAGAGGUUACAUGGUAUAGCAACAUCAUCAUUCUGAUGGCUAAUGGAGCAUGUGCUGUGUAUUUUUAUGUUUUCUAGAAUUUUGUAAGUUGUCUAGAAUUUUGUUAAGUAUUGGUAGAAUUGGAAAAUUCUUCAAUGUAUCUUUUUAACUUUGUAGAAAUCUGUAGACAAAUUUUUGAGACAAUAUAGCUCUAAAGAAAAUACAGUUUUAACUGCUGUAGAAGGGGGAGUAACAGGUAGUUUUAAUGUAGAGUUUUUAUGAAAGAACAACUGUGGUAUACAGCAAAUGACUUUUGAUGGAGCUAAAAGAAUAUUUCAAGAUUAAGGGAUCCCUCUCACCAAAUUGUAAUGGGGUAAAUGUUGGAGGAUUUGCUAUUGUGUAUCUAAUGAAAUCUCCCUUAAUAUUACCACUUUGUAAUUCAUUCUGCACUGAAAUAGAGUUAAUUCGCACUUGACAUCACUCCGGAUGGUUGUUGGGGCACUGACUUCACCCACAAUUUUUUGGAAAAGAGGAGGGAAAAAACUCUCACCACGAUUACACAAGAUCUGUGUUGUUAUAAAAGGAAUUUUGUUAUGGAGAAUAAUUUUGAAUUUUUUUGUUUUGGAGGGACUUAAUGAGUUAUUACCAAGUGAACUCUAUACCCAUGGUAGAGACAUGAUAAAUAUUACUUAUAAUGAUUAUUUUUAAGUGAGCUCCAGAGUUUACUACAUUGUACAUUGAUGAAAAUCCAGCAUAAUAAUGAUGCAAAUUUUGGUCCAGUUUUACUCUUGCUUUGUGCUCCUCCUGGAGCUUAAAGGGAACCUGCUGGCACCAGAGGUGGAUUUAAUUGAGGAACACCUCUCAGAUUUUACCUUGAUGCCUCCAUUGAUGGAUAUCAAAGCCCAAGGGUGCUAUAGGUGAGAAAAAAGGCUGCUGUUGUGGUUUUUAUUUAAUAGCCUUUUGUUUUUGGUAAUAAAUGUUCUUCUAAAGAAAGCUAAAUAAGUUUAAUUUUGUGAAAAAAUAUGAAGCUAUACACUUUCUGCUUUAUGCUUUUUUUCAUUGUUUUACUUCAAUUUAAAUGUUUGUUUAAAAAAUAAAGUUCUUCAUCUAGAGGUCACUAUUCCCUAUGCAUUUAAGUACAUAUCAUAUCAAGUAAUUUUUCACAAAUAAUAAUAGCUAAUAUUUGUGGAAUGCUCACAUUUGUCAUGUAUUUGUGUAUUCAUUUAAUCAUUACAACAGCACACUUAAGUUGGAUUAUCAUUAUCCUCAUUUUACAAAUUAAGGCUUAAUAAGGUUAAGAAAUUUGCCCAAAGUCACAUACCUUGUACCAUACCUCAAAAUAUGGUUUGUGGACCUCUGGGAGUUCCUGAGAACUUUUUAGAGGUAUGUGUGAGGUCCACACUAUUUUCAUAAAAAUACUAAGAUGAUAUUAUUUCCCUAUUUCAUUCUCAUUCUCUCAUGAGUGUACAGUGGAGUUUUCCAGAAGUUGUGUAACAUGGUGACAUCAUCAUUCUUAUGUUAAUGGAAUACAUGCUUGUAUGUUUUGUUUUCUAGGAUUUUGUAAAUUGGUAGGUUUAGGUUAUAAAUACGUGUUUUUAGAGAUUAACUCAGUUUGCUUUCAGUAAUUCUGUGCUCCUACUAGCUAUUGUCAGCUAUACCUGCUGUUAUGGGCUGAAUUGUGUCUCCUAAGAAUUCAUAUGUUGAAGCCCUAAUCCCCAGUUGCUCAGAAUGUGACUGUGUUUGGAGAUGGGGCCUUUAAAGAGGUGAUUAAGAUGAGACUGAGGCUGUUACGGUGGGCCCUAAUCCAGUCUGGUGCCUUAAAGAAGAGGAAAUUUGGACCCACAGAAACAUCAGACCCCUGGCCUGCAUUAUAGGCCUCCUGGGUUUGUCUCCAAAACAGGUUGGUGAUGACAUUGCCAAAGCAACCUGCAAUUGGAAGGGACUAAGAAUUAAAGUGAAAUUGACCAUUUAGGAUAGGCUCAGAUUGAGGUAGUUCUCUCUCUGCCUUGGUCAGUGGGCUGCUAAAAAUGGCUGCUACUCUCAUGACAUCAUAGAUGACAUCAACAGUCGUGUCGUGGAAUACUUGGCAUGUUAAGAACUACAAAGGAAAUUAUUUCAAUAAAGGGUCAUUUGACAACUAAAUCUGUCAAAGAAAUCAGACAUGUGCAUGCACAGCGAGAAACUAUGUAUGGCACAGCAAGAAGGCCUACAAGCCAGGAAGAGAGGCCUCAGAAGAAACAAACCUACCAAUACCUUAAUCUUGGACUUCUAAUCUCCAUAACUUUGAGAAAAUAAAUUUCUGUUGCUUAAGCCA
Messenger RNA from Manis pentadactyla (Chinese pangolin), 9658 nucleotides. It is a transcript of the gene ASCC1, whose product is annotated as activating signal cointegrator 1 complex subunit 1. The record is from RefSeq and is a predicted model, not a curated record. Gene Ontology annotation, cellular component: nucleus. Bases 709 to 1782 code for a protein of 357 amino acids. Gene Ontology annotation, biological process: regulation of DNA-templated transcription; DNA alkylation repair. Gene Ontology annotation, molecular function: RNA binding. NCBI's taxonomy places the organism in Eukaryota, Metazoa, Chordata, Mammalia, Pholidota, Manidae. The transcript is spliced from 10 exons.